Messenger RNA from Podarcis raffonei (Aeolian wall lizard), 3707 nucleotides. RefSeq names its product TP53 induced glycolysis regulatory phosphatase (gene TIGAR). The transcript is spliced from 7 exons. Bases 76 to 987 code for a protein of 303 amino acids. NCBI's taxonomy places the organism in Eukaryota, Metazoa, Chordata, Lepidosauria, Squamata, Lacertidae. Gene Ontology annotation, molecular function: fructose-2,6-bisphosphate 2-phosphatase activity. The record is from RefSeq and is a predicted model, not a curated record. Gene Ontology annotation, biological process: positive regulation of DNA repair; negative regulation of glycolytic process; fructose 1,6-bisphosphate metabolic process. Gene Ontology annotation, cellular component: cytosol.
GCGGCGGCGGAGGAAGCCGGCCGGCGGUUGGGUUGGGGGAGGGGCGGGUUCGGAGCGCGGCUGCCGGGCGGGCGAAUGGGCAGGAUGAGGCCGGCCGCCUUCGGCUUAACCGUCGUCCGGCAUGGGGAAACAAGAUACAACAAAGAGAAGAUUCUGCAAGGCCAAGGUAUAGAUGAGCCCCUCUCAGAGACUGGCUUCAGACAAGCCAAUGCAGCUGGCCUGUAUCUCAGUAAUAUAAAAUUUACUCAUGUCUUCACAAGUGAUCUACUUCGGGCAAAGCAGACAACAGCCGCAAUUCUAAAGAAGAGUAAGUUCUGCAAAGAUGUUGCUGUAAAAUAUGAUGCAAGACUCCGAGAGCGGAAAUAUGGAGCGGCAGAAGGGAGGCCUCUGAGUGAUCUCAGGACAAUGGCAAAAGCUGCAGGGGAGCAGUGUCCGUCUUUUACACCUGCUGGAGGAGAAACACUUGAAGAAGUAAAAGCACGUGGCAAGGAUUUUUUUGAACACCUUUGCUGUCUUGUUGCCCAAGAAGCACGUCCAGAAAAUAAAGCUGAGACAGAAGGAAGUAGCACAGAAAUGGCAGGUGGAAGUUCUACCAGCUCAUUGACCAACCACCAUAGCAGACUGGAAUUUAAUUCCGACCGAGGUGCUGAAAUACUGGAUGCCAACAUCCUGGUUAGAACUCUGUACGGUUACCCCAUGUAUUUACCGGAGGAUUAUUUAUCAGUGGUGACUCUUCUGCAAAGCAAGAUUUCACCCUCUGGAGCCAUUUUGAUCCCAUUCCAAACCUGGCUGCUUGUUUCAAUAUGCAUGAAGGAGCAUGAGCAAACAUGGAGCGGGGGCCUCACAUUUCCUCCCACCGCCCUGCGCUUAUUUCUGCUGCAUGAAGACUUAAAAUGGCUAAACCUGGAUACGUGUGGUUCACAGCAACUUGUUCACUGUAGCACUCAAGUGCGUAGCCCAGUUCUACAGAGAGCCGCGCCAUUCUGAUGCCCUUGAGCAUGCAUUUUUCCUCUGCUGUGUGAACAUUUAAUUUGUAUAAAUUAGUAAGUAAAUGAUUGGAUUUCAUUUUAUUUUGUACUAACUCAUUUUAAGACGUUCACGCCCUGGCCUUUUGUCAAAAAGGCUCUCAGAAUGGCAAAAAUCAGUAUUGAGACAGUCCCUGUCUUCAGGCUCAGAAUCUAAAAAGACAUCAUACACGAGGAAAAAGUAAGGGGAGAGAAGAGGGAAAAGAAAGCUCCAGCACAAGUUCCUCUUGUCUGGAAGAACAGCAACUCCUGCCCAGCGUCGGAGACGUUCUGGUUGCCUUGCCUUUGAUAAAGAGCCGCUCCCCCACCCCAAAUUGCUUCCUUCCAGGAUCAGAUCCAGGAACAGAGUUGGUGACAAUGCAUAGUGUCCUCAUGUGUUUUUGGAAUCUGAUGGUUAUGUAAUGUGAUCUUGACAUGUUGCUUGUCACAACUAACAUUAGAUGCAGACUGCAGAGAUUAGGUGGGUGUAUUAUAUACAAAGGAUUAACUGGAGACCUCUAGGGCCAGUUGCCAACCCAAGAGCAAAAGAGCAUUAGUGCACUUUUUGAAAACAGACCAGUGCCACACCCAAUCCACUGCAAGCGCUUCAAUCCCCCCCCCCAAAAAAAUUUAGUGUCCCAGGACCAGUCGUGGUUCAUUCUGGGUGCUUCCAACCAGUCACUGCUGCCUCCGAAGUUCUGUUCUGAGACAGAGAAGCUGGGAGAAGUCUAGGCAAUGCUAACUCACACCCAAGGCAGUAAACAGUGGAAGGAGUAGGUGAGUAGAAAGCAGGUUUGUCGCUUGCUUUGGUUUAAAGCAGGGGCAGGGAGCCAUGGAAAGACCUUUUGGUGGCUGGGCUGGGCGAAAAGGACUUCCUUUCUCUCAGCACAGCACAGAGAAGCUCAAGUGUGCUCUGCCACUCUGCCCCCUAUGCCACCUCCUGUCUACCCCACCAGCCCCAAUCGACACCAGCCACCAGGGCCUACACACAGUGGAGAGCACACAUCCUCUUUCCUCUGCAAGCAGUUGUUCUGGAUAGUUCACACCAGCGGACCCAGCAAAUUUCCCCCAAUGUUGCAUCUUAGUGUAGAGCACCUGACACAUAAUGUUAUAUCCUUUAGGCCCCUUUUCUGCUUUCUCAGAUGAUAGUAAAGUUAUUUACAUGACUACCUCCUAUCAGUGAGGGGUGGGUGGGCGGGAGAAGUUUAGUGAAGCACUUCCUUGCUCUUCCAGUGGCCCAGAUACAAACAGCUCAUUUAUUAAGCGAAAUAAGGUUUGAAAUAAGAGUUGCCAUCUCCUUUCCCUAAGCAGAUUUCUCCAUCCUUUAUGGGUCUGCCAACUUCUGCUGGCUACCACUGCUUUUCCAGCUGUAGCAACGAAUGCAUUUUUGAAAAAAGAUGGAAGAAGUUAUGAAUUAGGGUUGCAACUAACCACAGCGCAUAAUACGAUACCAAAACAUAUCAGUGUUGUCUAAAUGAUUUGCCUGUUAAGUGCUCAGUUGACAUGGGAAGCAUUUAACACAACAUGUUAAACCCAAAUAUUUUUAUUAAUUAAAUCAAAAUAGCGCUGUCCCAUUGACUGACAGCAGUCAGUAAUGCCUCAUUGAGAGGGCAUCAUUCCAACUGCAUGGCACACCCCCACCUCGAAGAGCAAAUGAAAAUCUGAAUUAGAUUUAUCUGACUUACAAUUGGCAUGUCUCAGAUAUCCCCUUCCUAGUAAAGGAGCAUGCAUUUUGCCCUAUACUGGGAGAUAAAAAUCAUGCUUCUCAUUUUAAGGGAGAUGUAGAAAUGUCCUCUUUCAGUCUUUUUUGAUAUAACCAGUGUGUUUCAGGAGAUGUGUGUGUUAAAUUUCAGUUUGCCGUGUGGGCUGCACAUUCUGGUCUACACAGCAGGUCCCCUUCUAGGGAGAGGUCCGAAAAGUGUUCCGCUUUUGGACUACAUGUGUACCAAAUUUCAGCCCUCCCGCUCACGUGGAAAUACCAUAAUUUCAGUAUGUCCAUUUGCAUGGAUGAGACCCACAGAAAUAGUAAUCAAGUCUAAGGAAUUUUACAUGCACACAUACACACUGCUUGUCAACCCCCUGCCAUUCCCCGCCCCCCCCCCGAUAUCAACUCCCUAGAGAUUACCCUUCCCACCCCCAUGCAACUAGGAAGCUCAUUAUUCACCCAACCAUUCGCCUUCUGAAGCCAAUUCUUCUCUUCUACAGUCCUACUUUGCACCUUCCCUGCUCCUUUUGUGCAGCCCCCCUGCACACAAACAAUGCCCACACAUUGCAGCUAAGCGCCUUUUUCACCUUCCACCCAAAUAUGAAGCCUGCACCCCUCCCUUCAGCCCCACUUCCCCCUUUUUAGUAACUCCCUUUGCACUGCCUUUUUCCUUCUUGCAUUUCUCAACUCUUUUACACACAUCCACUCUUCUAGUGUGCAGCCCCCUUUUCACACACCAUUGGCACCUGCACUCCCUUUCCCCUCCCUCCUCCUUGCUCUCCCUUGCACACAGACCAGCUCCAGUUCUGGGCCUCCCCCUCUCCUCUCUUCUGCAGUCCCCUUGGCGCAUGCACUCCAAGCUGAUGUGUGUUACUGUAUCUUUAAGUUGAAUAGACUCUUAAGGCUGUCAGCUCAAUCAGAGAAUGUUAAGUUCAACUGAUGAAUAUUGUACAUGUAUGGAUGUUUGCUUGUUAAUAAAGUAUCUGUUCUACAUUGAA